Molecule: messenger RNA, 2429 nt
Organism: Musca domestica (house fly)
Lineage: Eukaryota; Metazoa; Arthropoda; Insecta; Diptera; Muscidae
Gene: Pbp95
Product: snRNA-activating protein complex subunit 4
Exons: 4
Coding region: 134-2335 (733 amino acids)
Source: RefSeq, a predicted model, not a curated record
AACAAUGUAGUAAUUGACCAGUUUAUUUCUGUUUGCUUUCUUAUCGGUCUUUCUUUUGUCAAUUUUUAUUUGUAUCGUUUGAUACUUGUGUUUCGUAUCCUGUCUGUCCUGUCGGUGUUCUCUCUUCGGAACUAUGGACGCCAACGCCAAUUUGGAAAAAGCCUUGGUAAUAAAUCGCCAGCUACAACUUCAACUGUACGCAGUACGUGAAAAAAUCGAAAAACUCUUGAAAAAUGUCAAAGAGAUUUACCAGGAAAAUGAGGAACUUGUACGCACCGGCAUUUCGAAGGGCAAAAAGAAAGGAUUUGGAAUGCGUGGGGCGUACAUGAAGGGCGGCACCUUCUAUUUGAAGGGAAGUAUGUUCUUUAAGGACUACGAUUGUCGAAACUGUCCCGACAAUCCGGAUUAUCAUGCGAGAAAGCAACAAGGUGAAAUGUUUCCCAGAGAUUUGGAUUUAAAAAGUCGACAUGUAUGGUCGUACAAGGACAAAAAGGGAUUGGUGGAAGCAAUCAAGGAACAGAUUAUUGAUCAUUUAAAGCAAACGGGCCGCAAAGUGGACUACAACACCAAAGACAUAAAUAGCGAGCAAUUGGUGAAACUACUGGAAAAGGUAUCAAGUGACUUCCGCAUUGACUGGGAGGACAUAUCCAUGCACAAUCUGCAACAUCGCCACUCAAUGAACAGUUGUGAGGCCAUGUGGAAUGUAUUUCUACAUCCAUCACUGAAACGUUCUGCUUGGACGCAGGAGGAAAAUCUCAAACUUGCCGAUGUCGCCAAGAAAUAUAAUUUUCAAAAUUGGCAAGCUAUUGCCAAUGAAAUUGGCAGAAGGUCUGAGUUCCAGUGCUUUGUCCAGUAUCAGAAUUAUAUUUUCUAUAUGGAAAACGAAAAGUCCUUCAAAUGGAAUAAGGAGGAAGAUGAGCGUUUAAUAGAAGUGAUUGAAAAAAAUUCUAUCAAUGGUCAAAUCAAUUGGAGCAAUGUCAUGGUUCACUUUCCACACAGGGCCAGGACAACGCUGCAGAGUCGUUACACUUAUUCACUUAAUCCAAGAAUAAGUAGAGCACGCUUUACCCCCGAAGAGGAUCUCCUGUUGCUGGCUGCUGUAAAAGAGUAUGGCGGUAAAUUUUCCUAUAUUCCUCGCUCCCUAUUUCCCAAUCGAACAAGUUUACAAUUACGAUCUCGUUACCUUAACACAUUGGUACAUAGGCACAAGCAACAACCCUGGACCCUGGAAAGCGAUACAAAAUUAAUGGAUUUUGUGGCAAAACAUGGUACCCAUUCGUGGAAGAAAUGUGAAGAAUUCAUUCAAACUCAUUCACGUACAAGUUGUCGUACCCGCUUCAUGGUAAUCAAGAGAUUCUUUGAAAAAAAUCCCAAUGCCAGUUUGGCAGAUUUGCAGCGUAAAAAGAAAAAGAGAUGGACUUAUGUCAAUACAGAAAACUGGACGGAAAAACUGGAGGAGUUGCGAGAAAAUCCCGAUGCUCUUGUGGCAAAACGCAUAAUAGAAAAGAGAAAACCAUCAAAACCGAAAAUUAAAAAGGAGCCCAAGCCGAGGGUUAAAAAAGAACCCAAGGAAAAGGUGAAAAGGAAACCGGCACGAAAACCAGCCGUUAAAAAACCUCCACCGCUUCCGAAACCUAAAAAACGACCAAGAAAAAUUUACAUACAACGUUUGCGUAAAAAUGGUCGGAUUUUGUAUCAUAGUGUGAAAUAUGCAUACGACUAUAAGCUUGGUGUCCAUCCAAUUUUAAACAACACUCCCAAAUAUGAUAGACUGAGUUUUGUGCGACAUGCACUGCAAUUGAAAAAUCGUGAAGAUGGAAAAAAGUUUCGUUACGAUGUGAACAUUCCCCAAGAACUACGUCGUAGAGUCUUGGUAAACUCAAAAAGUAACAAAGACAUUGUAAUACCUAAUGGAUUUUCAUUGCCCACCAGCUGGUCCACAGCAAUGGCGUUUCGGGCCUUGUGUAUACACACGGCACGACCAGAUCUGGAAACUGUGACGGCACCAAGCUUCGAUGCUUCGAAUGAACAUAUCAAUUUAUUUCGUGAACGUUUUCGAACUUUAUUCUAUACAACGGGUCUACUGAGUCGUAUAAAUCCUCAAAUGGUGCUAGCACCUGAUCCACCACCAGAAAAUUUGACAGAAGAGAGUUCGACCCUGAAUCCAAAUGAAUCAAUAGAUUCGCAGGCAAAUGGCGCAGAAGAUGGCGAUGAUUUAAAUCGCAAUGAAGGCGGGGAAGAUGAGCCACCUCUGAAAAGAAUAAAAAUUACCAAGAAAUUAACUCUCGUCGAUCAGAUAUUGUGUAUCAAAGGAAAGGAGCCACUGGGAACGUAAUAGUUUUAGUUUUUUUUUAGUUUAAUAUAUUUGUGAUUUUUCUUGUACAUUAAGAUUAUUUGUAAGAAUAAAUAUAACUAAGUAAUUUAACAUA